Molecule: messenger RNA, 1551 nt
Organism: Cladophialophora yegresii CBS 114405
Lineage: Eukaryota; Fungi; Ascomycota; Eurotiomycetes; Chaetothyriales; Herpotrichiellaceae
Exons: 1
Coding region: 1-1551 (516 amino acids)
Molecular function (GO): monooxygenase activity; oxidoreductase activity, acting on paired donors, with incorporation or reduction of molecular oxygen; heme binding
Source: RefSeq, a predicted model, not a curated record
AUGCCUGUCAGCUUGUGGAUCGUGCUGGCACUUUUAAUUUAUGCUGCGACACGUCCUUCCUCGCGUGCUGCAAAGCUCAGGAAAAUCCCGGGCCCAUGGCUUUAUGCGACAACUAGGUUCAGACUGGCUUGGGAUGCGUGGCAGGCCCGCUCAAUUCAUGCUGUGCACGGCCUGCACCGAAAAUACGGCCGUGUUGUUCGCAUCGGACCGAAUGAAAUCUCAUUAAACAGUCUGUCCGCGCUGAGGACGAUAUACGGCGCCGGCAGCGGCUUCGAACGAACGGACUUUUACCGAAUGUUCGAUGUCUAUGGCCGACCGAAUCUGUUCACGUUUGCGUCAGGCCAGCUUCAUCGGGAACGAAAGAAGCUGAUCAGCCACAUCUAUGCAAAUCAGACCGUUCUGUCGCCUCACUUCGCGAGCCUGGUGAAGAGCAAGGUGGCAGCCUACAUCAACCUCCUUGAGCGUGAGCCGGACCUCGGUAGUGAGAUCUUCGCCAGUUUGCAUUACUUUUCCUUUGACGCAAUAUCUGAGUUCGUCUAUGGAUCUAAGUAUGGGGGCACGACUGCUCUGGCGGGAUCGAAGCAGUCAAGGAAAUUGAUCCAAGACAUACUCAAUCCAGCUCGACGGCGACUGGCGUGGUUUACGGUGUAUUUUCCUGCUUACACCAAGUGGAUAACGACCCGCACCGGUAUCUUGGAGAGACUGCUUACUUCGAUGGGCAUGAUGCCGAUGCGGAAGCCUUUCACGUAUUCUGGCAUCCGUCAGCAUGCAUUGGAAGCCUUCCGCAGCUUCAAGAAGGCGUCGCACGAAGACAAGGCCAAGAGUGCUGAGUCCACCGUCAUUGGUCGCUUGUUCAAGGUUCAGGAGGAUGCAAACCUGUCCGACAUGGACAUUGCUUCCGAAUGUGCUGACCAUUUGUUGGCAGGGAUUGAUACCACUUCAGACUCCCUGAUGUUCAUGAUCUGGGCACUGUCGUUGCCCCAGCACAAGGAAUGCCAAGAGAGGUUGAGAGAGGAGUUGUCGCAGAUCUCCGUGGACAGCCAGGGGCUCCCUGAGCCCAAGGAUCUCACUCAACUACCCUAUCUGAAUGCAGUCGUCCGGGAGUCCCUGAGGUUGUACUCGCCCUUGCCUGCGUUUGAACCUCGCUCCUCGCCUGUCGACACAGUGGUUGAUGGCUACGAGAUUCCUGCGGGCACAGUCGUGGGCAUGUCACCAUUCUGCCUCCACCGAGAAGAAACUGUGUAUCCUUCGGCCUUGACUUUCAGACCGGAGCGGUGGCUUACAGAUUAUGGCACCCUCAUCCCUGAAUCGGAUCCCAGGAACCGAACUUUUUGGGCUUUCUCCAGCGGGGCCCGCAUGUGUAUUGGAAUGCAUCUGGCAAACGCAGAAAUGCUUACCUUACUGGCUGCGGUGUACCGGAAGUAUAAGACAUCUGCAAAACACCCGGACACCUCUCCAGGUAUUACAAGCCGAUUCGAGAUUUUCUUCGAUGAGACAAAGCCGAAGAUGGUGGAACAUGAAUGUCACAUCAGCUUCACAAAGCUUGGUUGA